This is a messenger RNA of Talaromyces amestolkiae, 750 nucleotides long. RefSeq lists its product as uncharacterized. The transcript has a single exon. The record is from RefSeq and is a predicted model, not a curated record. NCBI's taxonomy places the organism in Eukaryota, Fungi, Ascomycota, Eurotiomycetes, Eurotiales, Trichocomaceae. Bases 1 to 750 code for a protein of 249 amino acids.
AUGAGCUCCCAAUCAACAACUAUCAUCUUUGUGCCUGGCGCCUGGCAUAGCCCAGACUGUUUCGAUCCUGUUAUUGAACGGCUGAACAAGUCUGGUUAUAUAACAGACAAGGUUCAUCUGCCCACCGUUGGACCGGAAAAACAUUUCCUUGACUUCACACCAGAUGUGACUGAAAUCCGGCGCCAUAUUCUCCAUGCAGUCGACGCCGGCCAGAAAGUGGUCGUAGUCGUUCACUCCUAUGGCGGAAUACCUGCAAACGAAGCGAUUGAAGGACUCGAUUACUCUAGCCGCCAGAAGCAGAAUCAGAAAGGAGGCGUUGUUCAUCUCUUCUUCUGCUGUUCCUUUGUGAUUCCUGAAGGACAAUCACUAAUCAGCGCAUUUGGUGGAAAUGAUCUCCCCUGGUUUGAGGUCGCCAAUGACCGUCUUUCGGUUACUCCUGCCACGCCCGUGGAAACAUUCUAUAAUGACAUGUCGGAUGAAGACGCCCAGAAGGCUGUGUCUCAGAUAAAACCCCAUAGCUACCAAUCCUUUCAUAGUAAGUGUACAUAUGCAGCUUGGAAAGUUGUGCCGAGUACGUAUCUAUACUGUCUGAAAGAUGCGGCAAUUCCCAUUGCUAUUCAGAAAGCGAUGGUUGAGCAGACGGCAGGGGGGUAUGGGAUACAUACUGAGACAGUCGAUGCGUCUCACAGUCCGUUCUUCACCGUACCUGAUGAAGUGGCGGAAGCAAUUCGGAAGGCUGCUAGGAAAUAA